AUUAAUACUCCUGGUGGUGGUGUAUAUGGGCUAAUAAAUAUACAAAUGUAUAUUUAAUAAUUAAAUUCAACGAGUGUAUUGUGAAAUGACGACUUCGAUAACGUGAGUUUAAAUAUUUUUGCGAUGUUUUUAAAAGACAAAAAAUGUUUAAGAAAUCAUUGAAUGAUCGACAUAAAUCAGGAAGAACGUCAGUGUAUCAAAGAGGAAACCAAAGAGAUGCCUCUCCACAUUAUGUAUUUUUAUAUUCCGAUGAUGAAUACAGUGAAGAUGAGGAAAAUAUUCCAUUACAAAAUCGAAAUCACGCACAUGCACCUCGAAAAGUGGAAGUCAUAAAAAUUGAGGUGCAAUCUGAGGACACUUUACAGGCACUUGCUUUAAGAUAUGGAUGUACUAUAUCGGAGAUAAAAAGAGUGAACAAUAUUCACAAGGAAAAUGAAAUAUUCGCUCGUCAAGUGAUAAAAGUGCCAGUUCAACCCUUUUCUCUAUUAACAGAAAAUUUAAAUAAUGAAGAAAUCAAGGAACCAGAAAAAUCGUCAACAUCAAAAGAGGAGCAAAUUUUGAAUUUAAUAACAACUCCAUUGAAAGUUGUUUCAAAUUCCGAAAUCAAUAAUAUUAUAUUAAAUUCAGUAAUCGAGCCAAUUAGUCAAACGGAUAUAAAUGAAGAAGAAAAUAUCAAUUCAACUCUAUUGAGUCCCUCGGAACGAAAAAUUAGUCAAGAACACAGGGUUAAUAGAACUUUCAAGUGUUCUGGCGCCGAUUGGGGUUUCAGAUGGUUUCACGUUAUUGGAAUUUCCCUCCUUAUUUGGAUUGGAGUUCCAAUUUAUAUUUUUUACGUUAUGAAACAACAUUCUAUAGAAAAUCCGCCAAAAACCAAUAAGUCUUAACGAUAAUUAAUCUCUAUAACAAUUUAGUCUCGAUUUGCAUUUGGUUUUUACUUUCUUCAAAACGUUUUCAUGGAAAUUUUCACAUGACAAUUUUCUCUUAAUUAAUUAUUCUGUUAAACUGAAAUUCACCAAAAAGAAAUCUUUUUAUUCUUUUUGGAAUUUCCUAUGAACUAUUUUCUAUUUUUGAAAAUUUAACAUUUAUUUUUUACGUUUUUUACUGCUUGACUUGUGAUCGCAAUUUUUAAGAGUAAAAAGAUGAAGGAUUCACGACAGAAAUUACACUGUACCUUAGAGAAGAAAAUAAGUAAUCUAAGCUCAAUUUAUUGCCAAAAAGAAAUUUUAGAAUUUCGUGCCUUAAAGUGUUUAAAAAAUUUGUCAGAAAAAUUUUUUCUGAACGCAAAAUUUAAUGAAUUGAAAUGUUACUAAACUAAAGUAAAU
This is a messenger RNA of Leptopilina heterotoma, 1322 nucleotides long. Its product is annotated as lysM and putative peptidoglycan-binding domain-containing protein 3. The record is from RefSeq and is a predicted model, not a curated record. Lineage: Eukaryota; Metazoa; Arthropoda; Insecta; Hymenoptera; Figitidae. The coding region runs from base 144 to 884 and encodes 246 amino acids. The transcript has 3 exons.